Molecule: messenger RNA, 2488 nt
Organism: Bombus huntii
Lineage: Eukaryota; Metazoa; Arthropoda; Insecta; Hymenoptera; Apidae
Product: sodium channel and clathrin linker 1-like
Exons: 5
Coding region: 353-2320 (655 amino acids)
Biological process (GO): clustering of voltage-gated sodium channels; cilium assembly
Cellular component (GO): centriole
Source: RefSeq, a predicted model, not a curated record
GUCGGUAUUAUAUCAUCUGCUUGCACAUCAUGUUUUGUAUUUUAUAACAGAGAAAGUUUUACGGACAAUCACAUGAAUUUGGAAUUUUAAUGUAUGAUUUUAUUGCAAUGCUUUAAAUAUACUGCAGGAUAUUAACAUUUUAUGUACUAUUAUCGACCAUCCUGUUGAAUGCAUGCAUUUGUGCGCUAUCGGUAAAAUGAAACAUUGUUGAUGUUUACGCGUCCGGCUUCAAUGAUGUUGCUUGAAAUAUCUCCCGAAACAUUGCAAAUGUAAAUUAAACGUACAAUAUAUCUUUCAUCAUGUUCCUUGACGCAACAUAAUAUUGCGAAACAUAAAUCAUUCUAGCGAUAAAAUGCUCGAUACAGAACACGAUGAUGCUCGGAAACAAAGCAGCGAGCGGGAUACGUUGCUCGAAGAACAAUAUGAAAUUGUGGAGGACCUCAAACGAGAUUUGCACUUAUGCAAGGUAUACCAUUUGUACAAAUUAAAACAUUGUAUAUAUACACCUAAAAAUAUUUGUUAUAUAUCCACUUUCCAGACAGAACAAUACAAUAUGCGAGUUGAAUUAGAAAUUCUGCGAAAUGAGAAUCAAAAGGUUACCGAUAUAAAAGAAUCCCUGAAUCGUAUUCAUUUAGAAGAAUGUGAUGACGAAGAUGCACAUAAAAAGGAAAUAAAAAAUUUACAAGAACGUAUUAAGCUGUUAGAAACAGAAAAAGAUUCAGCUUUGCAACUAUGGCAUAUUUCCCUGGAUACUGUAAGUGCCUUAGAAGAUCAAUUAAAAGGAUUUCAUGUGUACGGGAAAGGGACAAAAUUUCAUCAAGAACAAACAAAUGCUAUUAAGGAAAGUUACUCGGAAGCUAUUAGAAUGUUAGAGGAAAAACUUGCGUUGGCCAAAGAUAAUUUUAUCAAACAUCAAACACUGUAUGAAAGUAGUAAAGAAAAAAUUAGCAGUUUGACUAAUGAAAAGGAUAAACUUUUGGAAAAAUAUAAAGAUCUUGAAAUGAGCGCCCAUGAUAAAGACAGGAAUAACCAGCUGACGAUAGAAACGUUAAAACAGGAAUUAGCUUAUGCCAAAACAGAAACCAAUAAAAUGGUACAAGCAAAAUUAGAAUUAGAAAAACAGUUGAAUGAAGUUAAAACAUAUGCUGCAAACGUAAUGGAAAGAGACAAGGAAACAAAGACUAAGAUGGGAGAAGUUAUUGAAUUGAUAGAAUCUGCAGUUAGAGAAAAGGAUUUGGUGCUUCGUCGUGAAACUCUUGUAUUGGAGGAAAAAGCCAGAUUAGAACAGAGACUAAAUGUAAUAGGUAAUGAAUAUGAUGUAAAAAUACAAGAGUUGAAUAAAAAAACAAGAGAUGAGAUUGAGUUAAAUACGAAAAGGUAUCUAACAGAGAUCAAUGAACUUAAGGCAGAACUAAAGGCAAAAAUAACAGUAGCAGAAAAAGCUCAGAGAGAAUUGAAAUUUACUGAAGAAGAAUCAAACAAAAUACGUAGAGAUUUAAAUGUGAAAGUAUUAGAAUAUGAACAAAAAGCCAAACGUAUGGAACUUCAGUUACAAGUAUACGAUGAAACAAUAGCUAAAAAUAAAUAUGAUAUGGAAAUUAAGCAAUUAAGAGAAAAAAUUAUUGUUCUUGAGAGUAAGCUGGGUACUUCAAAUGAUAAAUUACAGAAGUUAGAGGAACAGCAAACUAGUAACAUACAAGAUCAGAUGAAUAAAGCUGAUCAUAAAAAUAAAGAUAUAAUGAAACAAUAUUCGGAUUUAGAGAAUCAAUUAGCUAAAACAUUAGGUGAUAAAGAAAAUCUUGUAUUGCAAUUAAAGUCAUUGAAACAUGAUUUUGAGUAUGAAAUACAGAAAAGAGAUAAUGAAAGGCACUCUCUUGAAAAUAAAAUUCAAGAACUUGAAGUUAAUCUUCAUAAAGCAACUUGUAUAAAGGAAAAUAAAUUUAGAGAUGACAUUACUGAUGGAAUAAAUCCAUAUGUCAAAAAUAAGCCUAGCUUUGAUAUUACAGUUGAAAACAAAUGUCAUUGUUGUCAGUCUGCAUUAUCAGAUUAUAUGAAUAAAUUGCAAGAGAAAUUUGAUAGAAAAACAAAGGAGUUAAUCAAUCACGUUCAAGUUCACCAAAAAUUAAGUAAAAAAUGGAGGGAUGAAGCAAAAUCUUUGACAGUUAAAUUUCAAGGGAAAUCUAAAGAACUCAGGGGAAAGAUAAAUUUCUUACAGAAGGAAAAUAACGAAUUAAAUAGAGAAUUAUUAACUUGCAAACAACAAUUGGCACAACAUGCAAUUGAGGAUAUACAGAAGUCUGUAUUUACUGUAUUCAUGUAAUAUAAGAUAUUUUGGACUAACUAUGGAUAUUUUGUUUUAGAUUUAAUGAACCAAAUGAAAUUAGGUGAUAUUUUUCUGCAUCUACAAGAACUUUAUAAUGGAUGUUUCAUCAUGUACAUAUUACAGGAAUAUGUAAAUUUAUUCACAAUAAAAAUACAUUUUAUGCUA